AUUCUAACGUUACCUGUAUUGUGGUGCAUGAACUGUGAUUAUGAAACCUGAAUCUCUGAAUCAAUGGAAGUGAGAAGAAACAAAAGCAAUGCACAAACCAAUCCCACGAAAGCUUAUCAUCAGAGCUGUCAACACUUGGACUUUAGCCAUAAAAAAUGCUUCCUCUCCUCAUCAAGCCUUGGACCUUUACACUCGAAUGCAUCGCCAAUCGGUUCCUUUCAAUAGUUUCUCAAUUCUCUUCACUCUCAAGUCAUGUGCUCCUUUGAAGAACCCCAGCCUCAUUUCCCACCUCCAUUGUCAUAUAUUGAAAUUGGGUUUCGUUUCCCAUGUAUAUGUUGCCACUUCUUUGCUGAAUGCGUACGUUGUUUAUUGUUUUGAUGACGCGUGCAAAUUGUUCGAUGAAAUUCCUGACCGAAACAUCAUUACCUGGAAUACCAUGAUAACUGGGUAUUCGCGGUCUGGGGAUGUGAAUAAAGCGUAUGCCUUGUUCAAGGCGAUGCCUUUGAGGGAUGUUGCUUCUUGGUCUGCAAUGAUUGCGGGUUUUAUGAAUAACAGGGAAAGGAGAUGUGGGUUCGGUUGUUUUCGAGAAAUGGUGGCAAAUGGGAGGUGCCAACCUGAUGAAGUUUCCGUGGGAUCGGUUCUAUCGGGUUGUGCUCACAUGGGUUCUCUUGGAUUGUUGUUGGGAAGAUCGGUCCAUGCAUUUGUAGCUAAAAAUGGGUGGAACUUGACUGUCGAAAUCGGCACGGUUUUGGUAAAUAUGUAUGCUAAGUGUGGUUUUUUGAAGUAUGCUUGUAUAGUUUUCAAUGCUAUGCAACAAAGGAAUAUAAUGACUUGGACGGCAUUGAUUUGUGGAUCCGCACAACAUGGCUACAGCGACGAGGCACUGUCGAUCUUCGAAGCAAUGCAAGACAUGGGAGUGAAGCCAAACGAGAUGACAUUCACGGGCGUUCUCAAUGCAUGUGCGCGUAAAGGUUUAGUAGAGGAAGGCCACAAGUAUUUCAAUAUGAUCGAACAAUAUGGUUUGGAGCUUAGGAUUCACCACUACGGUUGCAUGGUUGACUUGUAUGGCAAGGCAGGUUUUCUAGAAGAAGCCUAUCGGGUUAUCAGAACAAUGAAAAUUGAACCCAAUGUCGUUAUCUGGAGCUCCUUUCUGUCUGCUUGUAAGGAUCAUAAGCAGUUUCAGAUGGCUGACCGAGUGAUCAAGCAAGUCAUGGAAACGGUAAAGCCAAAGAGCGAUGGCGGCGUUUAUUCGCUUAUAUCCGAUUUAUAUGUUCUGAAUGAGAAAUGGGAUGAUGCAGAAAGAGUCAGGAAACUAAUGGUUAAUCAAAAUGUGAGGAAGACUAGGGGCUCCAGUUUUAUUAGGAGUUCUUGAAUUCUGGAAAGCAAUUAGUUUCUUCUUAAGAUUUAUGUU
Molecule: messenger RNA, 1411 nt
Organism: Hibiscus syriacus
Lineage: Eukaryota; Viridiplantae; Streptophyta; Magnoliopsida; Malvales; Malvaceae
Product: pentatricopeptide repeat-containing protein At5g66520-like
Exons: 1
Coding region: 89-1372 (427 amino acids)
Biological process (GO): RNA modification
Molecular function (GO): RNA binding; protein binding
Source: RefSeq, a predicted model, not a curated record